AGAGCGCGCCACAGGGAAGCACCACCCGGAAGCGGAAACCAGCCCGCAGCCGACGCAGGCGGGAGAAGGAUGAUUUCCGUUUGUCAGAAAUCGUUCCUCCCCCUUCCUUCGCUUUCCUUCUUUGGGAUUGGUUCCUGGCACUGAGGCCCCGCCUUCCCCGCUACGCCCCUUACGGCUGCUUUUUCCCGCCUCCGCCUGGGCCGAGGUGGAGUGCGGGUGACAGUUGAGGAUGGCCGGAGCCGAGGGGCCCGCCGGGCGGCUGUCGGAGCUGGAGCCCGUGGUGUCGUUGGUCGACGUACUGGAGGAGGACGAAGAGCUGGAGAAUGAGGCGUGCGCCGUCCUAGGCGGCAGCGACGCCGAGAAGUGCUCCUACUCGCAGGGCUCAGUAAAAAGACAAGCACUAUAUGCCUGUAGUACCUGCACCCCAGAGGGAGAAGAACCAGCAGGAAUUUGUCUUGCUUGCAGUUAUGAAUGCCAUGGAAGUCAUAAACUAUUUGAACUAUACACGAAAAGAAAUUUUCGUUGUGAUUGUGGAAACAGCAAGUUUAAAAAUUUGGAAUGCAAAUUAUUUCCUGACAAAGCAAAAGUAAAUUCUGGUAAUAAGUACAAUGACAACUUUUUUGGAUUGUACUGCAUUUGCAAGAGACCUUAUCCUGAUCCUGAUGAUGAGGUUCCAGAUGAGAUGAUUCAGUGUGUAGUCUGUGAAGACUGGUUCCAUGGAAGGCAUCUUGGGGUCAUUCCCCCUGAGAGUGGUGAUUUCCAAGAGAUGGUGUGCCAGGCUUGUAUGAAACAUUGUUCUUUCUUGUGGGCUUAUGCUGCACAAUUGGCAGUAACAAAAAUAUCUGCUGAGGAUGAUGGGUUGGUGCUGAAUGUUGAUGGAAUAGGUGAUCAGGAAGUUAUGAAGCCUGAAAAUGGAGAUCAUCAAGAUAACACCCUCAAAGAGGAUGCUCCACAACAUGGAGAGAAUACUGUCAAGGAGAUUAAAGCAGAGCAGAAUAACGAGCCAUGUACCAGCUCUAGUUCUGAAUCUGAUCCACAGACAGUGUUUAAGAAUCAGUGCCUCAACACAGAAUUACAGUCUGGCUGCAGACUUCAGGAGCUCAAAGCUAAGCAGUUUGUAAAGAAAGACACUGCCACUUAUUGGCCCCUGAACUGGCGCAGCCAGCUAUGCACCUGCCAAGACUGUCUGAACAUGUAUGGAGAUCUAGAUGUCCUCUUCCUGACAGAUGAAUAUGACACAGUUUUGGCUUAUGAAAACAAGGGCAAGGUUGACCAGGCGACUGAGAGGAGGGACCCUUUAAUGGAUACCCUUAGCAGCAUGAACAGAGUCCAGCAAGUGGAACUCAUUUGUGAAUACAAUGACUUGAAGACUGAACUUAAAGACUAUCUGAAGAGAUUUGCUGAUGAAGGCACGGUUGUUAAAAGAGAGGACAUUCAGCAGUUCUUUGAAGAAUUUCAGUCGAAAAAGAGAAGAAGAGUGGAUGUGAUGCAGUAUUACUGCAGCUAGAGUGGAGCAUUACACUUCCUCAUUCAGGCCGGUGAAAAUGCCACUAACUUCAGAGUAAAAGAGGCCUGUGUCACACUUGGUCUCCUUUGAUCUUCCUCUGUGGAGAGUCUCCUCCUCUGGCCUCAAGCUCCCUUCUCCUUAACUACAGUAACCACAAUGUUAUGCUGACCUCACAACCAGCAUCUUUCUUUAUGACUCAACUAAAUGCAACUUAUUCCACAGACUUCAGUUCUCCUAGCCCAGGAUUCCCAGGGCUUUUUGCUUAUAUGUUAAGAAGUUUGAUUUGGUUUUGAGAAAGCAAAAAAAAAAAAAAAAACAAAAAUUUUUUUUUUUUUUUUAAUGAUUUGUUUUUAAACUCCCGAAUGUGUGUACCUUGCCACAGAGCAUUUGCCUUCCAGGACCUCUGUAGGCAUCUCAGAAGGGUCUCUUCCUAUCAGCCUGAACCUCUAGAGGUCCCCUCACUCCCAUGAUCGUGGUGCCUUGGGUCAAAGUUUCCUCAGGCCUGAUCUGCCACUUUUCCCCUUCCCUGCCUUCUAAGGUUUGGUCAUGGUUUAGAAGGGGAUCUUGGAACUUGUCUUCUCUGGGCUAAUCUCCAAAGUAGCCAGGACUGAUGUUCUGGCCUGAAUGAGGCAGGGAUAUUGACUGAUGAUAGAGUUGAGGAAGCAAACCUUUGUCCCAAAUUUUACUGAUAAAUUUAAAGUGAAAUUUUCAUUCUCAAUUUUACUGGCAUUCGAACAUUAGCAUUUCAGUACUGUAGUGCUCACAGGGCUUCCAAGAGAGAAAUCUGCCAGUACACCUAGUCCCUUUUCUGCUGCCUAGAAAAUGACCGGGUAUCACUCCUGUGAAAUCUUGGUGGUUUACAAAGUCCUCUGGAUUUCCUUAUGUUAUCAGGGAUAUUCAUAAGCAUAUAUUUAAAAUGGACCUAUUUUGAUAUUGUUCUUUUUUGAAAAUGGCAUUAGAACCCCAGUAAGUUAUUUUCCCCUUGAUUCUGUGCUGAACACAAAAGAUACUGACUUGGUUUUCUUGCAGUGAUUAGGGCAGUGGCUGCCCAGGUUUAGAGGAGGCAGACUGUGGAAGAGAUUCCAAGCAAGGGCCUUGGCUGCAUAAAUGAUGGGUUUGUGUACAUAAGUGUGGUGUCCGCAGAGCGAAUAACCAUGAGGUCUUCCUUUGAAGGUCCUCAUGGAAUGUUGAUAAAACCCUGCAUUUGAGGGGAAGUCCUUUCAGUUGGUAGGAAAUCCCUAAAGCCCUCAGUCUGUGGAAAAGAUCUAUUGAUACAUAGAGAGCCCUCAGUUGCUCCCUCUGGAGGAACAAGGCCUUUCCUGACAACAGAUGACAUACUUUGAGAUAUAGUGAAAGUAUUUUAGGCCGUGUACGUGAAUGUCCUUUUGUACCUGGCAGUCUGCAUGACUGUCUACCAAUCCUUGGACAAGAUGGACUAGGUCUGUAAAUAAUCAGGGCCUCAGAAUUACACAACUCAUAUUUUUUUGGCACUCAGCCUCUUAAUUAUAGAUCCUUGUAAAGGCUGAUGUGUGGAGCCAGAAGGUUGCCUGUGCACCCGGAGCUGCACUUGUGAAGGCAGUUAAGCACAUGGGGUCUGCCGCCUGGAAACUCUUUAAGGAUGAACAAGUUUUGAACCCUUCUGCAAGGCUGCACUAUUAGUGUACAUGGCAUCCUGAAAAUGUGUUUUUUUCCAAAUGUUUGCUCUUAGCAAAUUCUUUCUUGCCGGGACAGGUCAGGACCAAGUCUGGGAGGUGAUGCAAUACAGUGCAGCAGAGUAGUACAAAUCACCCCAGUGCUGAAGGGCUUGUUUUAUGAAAGAUACUGCUCCUCCUUUCACAUUAACCGGAAAACCUCUUUUUUUUACCUGUUCACAACUAGUUUUCUUAUUGAUUGAAUUGGACCAUCUCUUCUUACAAAGACUGAUUUUGGCCAAAAAGUGGCAGUUGAUACUAAUGCGUGUUUUAUGCAAAACAAAGAUGUGAUACUCGUUGCAUUUAAGGAAUUCUGGCAUUGGAUGUACAUUUUUGUAGAAAUUGUUACUGGACUUAAAAUUAUAUACUUAACUCUAAUCAGGUUUCUGUAAAAUCUAAAUAAAACCAAUUCAAAAUAG
Messenger RNA from Castor canadensis (American beaver), 3617 nucleotides. It is a transcript of the gene Ubr7, whose product is annotated as ubiquitin protein ligase E3 component n-recognin 7. Lineage: Eukaryota; Metazoa; Chordata; Mammalia; Rodentia; Castoridae. Gene Ontology annotation, cellular component: cytoplasm. Gene Ontology annotation, molecular function: ubiquitin protein ligase activity; zinc ion binding. The record is from RefSeq and is a predicted model, not a curated record.